Messenger RNA from Chlamydomonas reinhardtii, 3968 nucleotides. RefSeq lists its product as uncharacterized. The transcript is spliced from 4 exons. The record is from RefSeq and is a predicted model, not a curated record. Lineage: Eukaryota; Viridiplantae; Chlorophyta; Chlorophyceae; Chlamydomonadales; Chlamydomonadaceae. Bases 146 to 3319 code for a protein of 1057 amino acids.
CACGACGUGCCGUGUUACCACGCGACCUUGUCGACGGGCCCUACCUUGUUCCACGAUGCAAAUGGGGGCGUCAGAUUGUAAAUGAGUUCAUAAGACUGCCAUGUAGCAAAGGCGGUGCGGCCUCGGCACCCGGCUGGAAGUCCAAAUGUCCUACGAGGACUGCGCCGGGGACCCGUUCAUUUCGCUUCUUCUGGAGCGGCGCCCGGAGCUUGAGGCGCUCUUGAGGGGGCAGCUUCAGUUGUCAGAGGAUGAGCGGAGAGCAGCGCCAAAGAAGACUGGUUUCAGCUUCGGGGGCUCGACUGCCCUGCCACGGCUUGGCGGCACCGCCAAACUAUCCGUCAAGGCACGCAUUGCUGGCGGGGAGCCUUGGACCCGCCCGGAGCCAUGGCCCAUCGUUCCCGUGGCAUGUGCGACGGCUAGCGCCGCUGAGGGGCACCUGUGCGACAGCGAAGGCGAGGAGCAUGCGGAUGCAGACGACGACACUGACGGCGGCAACUUGAAGCCCAGCGACGCGGCCUCACCGGUGGUGCUAGCGGCGCCAGCACCAGCACAGCCAGGCGCUGGCGGAGCGCGCUCUAGCGGCGAUGCUAGCUCCUGUGGCAGCUGUGACAGCCGCCCGCCGCACUCCUUAUCCACCAUCGCCACCUCCUGCCUCGAUGCCAUCAACUCACCAGACGCUGGAGCCGUCGGCAGCCCCAAGCCGCUGCUCGUUGCCGCUAGCUCAUCCCCACAGUGCCACCGCGGUGGCGGCGGCACUGCUGGCGGCGGUGCCGGCGCGGUGCAGGGGCAGUGCGGCAGCCCGCUGCGCCGGGUGGUGAUGCACUUUGACGGGCCGUGCAUCGCAGGCCGCGGGGCCACUGCGACCGGCGCAACUGCGCUGGCGUCGGGGCUUGGAGCGGCGCCUGUGGUCGGGGCGGGCACCGCCAGCUCUUACCUGCUAGCUGUGCCCGGGGGGACGCCUGUGUUCUGUGACUCGCCCACCCGCUUGCCAGGAAGACCGCCGGAGGAGGAGCCCGGCCAGGCGAAUGCGGCGGCAGCGGUGGGGCUGGAGCCCGGCACUGGCGUCGGUGCUGGUAAACCUUCGCGGACGGCUCAAUUGGUGGCGUCAUGGCCAGUGGACAACAGCGGCGGAGGCCGGCUCGCUCCGCUCACGGCACAGUUGGACGGCCCCGCGAACGCACGCCCCAUGCCGCCUGCCGCCUCUGACCGUGCGGCUCAAUUGUCGCUGCGGAUACAGCGGCUUCAGCAGCAACAUCAGCACAUGCUAGAAGCCCGGGCUCCGGGUUCCGGAAGCGGAGGAGAGCUGCUGCCCCCGCCGCCGGCUCUUGCCGCUGACCCGCUAGCCGCUGCGCCGCUGGCAGCUGACGACAUGCCACCCAGCCUCGCCGCGCUGUUAGACCCGAUGCGCCUGGCAGCUUCAUCUCCGACGCUUGCACGUCAGGAGACGCUGGGAGGGGCCGCCGGUGCCAAAGCCUUGGUGGGCAGCAGUCGGGGCAUGUCGCCGGUGCCGUGGGAGGGAGGGCCACCGGUGGCCGAGCUGGAUGCGGACACGAGCGCGAGCGCCGUCCUGGCAUCACACCACCUCCAGCAGCAUCGGCUGCAGCAGCCGGCGUCAGCGCCUCACGUUUCUCACCAAAUGUUGGAGUUGCCCCUGCGCCGCAGCUCGCUCCAACAGCAGCAGCAGCAGCAGCCGUCGCAACUGGUAAGCAUGAUGCCGCGCCGCGGGUGUCGGCCCGGCGACGGCUCGUAUGUCGUCAACACGCCGCAGCGGCUGCAGCAGCAGGCAGUCAUGGGUACUGCCGGAGGGCCAGCCGGCGGAGGGCCGUACGCAGGCAUAGUCGGGCACAAGGCACGCAGCCAGCCGCAGCCGCACGUGGCGGAGGCGGAGGUGUUGGCUUCGCCCGUGGCAGCCCGUUCACAAGGGCCGGGGCUAGCCGCGGGCUUCCCGGCACAGAUGCGCCGCAGUGACGCCUCACCGCUGCCACGCCCAGACGCUAGCACCGGCAGCGGACUUGUUGUGGGCAGCACACUAGCCGCGGGCAUCACGGCACGCGGCGUCGCGGGCUGCGCCGGGGCGUACGGGUCAGGCGCAGCUAGCGGCGCCACAGGAACUGGCGGUAGCCUGCCGAGUGUGCAUGGCGCGCUACCAGUCCGGCGGAGAGCCAGCGACUAUGGCGGCAGCGAAAAUGGUUUGUUGGCUGCUGUUGAAGAGGCAAAUCGCGGGGUUACGGGGGACAUGCCGCGGCCCGCGAGGCCGUCCAGUGAUGGCGGCUACCUCGGCUCGUCGUCAGCAACGCCGGCGGCCACGGCACGACGGUCCAUUCUGGGCAACGUUGCGGAUGGAGGUGUGGCCGGCAUUGCGGCUACUACUGCUGGACCUGUUGCCGGUGGCAGCAGCGGCCUCAGUGGGGCUCGGGCAGGAGUUGCGGCGUUCGGGCGUGCCUCAUUACCAAUUUCUUAUGGCAACAAUGCAGCUGCUGCUACCACCACCGCCCCCGCUGCCGCUGCCGGCAGCGGCACGCGCGCCACCAGUAACGACUUCCUGUCUGGCCUUAUGAUUGCCGGCAACACGCGGCCUGCAGUACCUUCGGCGGCACCGGCGCCCGUGCUUCCAUCGCUCAAGAACGCGCAUGCGCUGCGAAGCUCGGCGGCGAGCCUGCCAAUAGGAGCCACAGCCGGUGGCAGCGGCGGCGGCGGUAGCGCCUUUUCCGGCGCCAAGUCGCCGCACCGUGGCCUGCUGCGCGCGGUGCUAUCAGAAAAGCAGCUGGGGGCGUCGAGCGCGCUUGCCUCCUACGCCAGUGGGGAAGCCGGCACGGUUCCAACAGCUGCUGUGGUCACGGCGACGGGGACAGGAAAGGCAGCAGGCGAGGGCGGGGGCGGUGCCGGCGGCUCUCCUCGGCUGCUGCCUGGCGGGUUCAGUGGCGGCACUGACAUGAUGGUAACUGUGCUCGGAGACUUCAGCGCCGUGCCGGACUUGGCCAGAAGGCCAAAGAGCUACUCAGGAUCUGUAGUGGCGCCACUUCCGCCGGUCACUGUCACGCCGACUGCAGUCAGCCCCGCGCCUGCUGCAACACCGCAUUACGGGUACGUCCCGAGCCUGUCGCUGGCGGCAGCAUCGGCGGCGGCGGCAACGGCGGCGGCAACAGCUGCAGCAGCGACAGCUGCAGCUGCAGCGAGCGCCAGCGGGCCGGUUGCAGCAGGGGGCAGUAUUGGCGCCGCCGGCGCUGAUAGGCCUAACAGUGGCAGCUGCAGCAACGCAGGGGUCCCGUUUAGCUUCCUCCCCAGCAUCGGGCUUGGCGGCCAAGGCGCUGCACGGUAGCUAUUAGGCGCGUGGUUGGAAAUGGAUGAAGCGAUGAUGCAUUAUGCAAACACAGCAAAGCUUGGGGGUUGGAGUUUUGUUUAACGUCGGACUGGUGUGCCAAAUGCAUGGCAAGACUGAGACAUGCACAUACAAGAUGACAAGACAGCUCGUUGACCGUGCUCGUUGACGCGUUUCAUGCAUUGAUUCUUCUGUUUGGUCUUCUGGAACUCACACAUGUGAAUGAUUGAACCCCAUCGCAUGCUGGAGCGCAGGCGCAGUUCUCCUGUAUAACUGGUCAAACGGUUGUUGUUACACGGUGACGGGCACCGUGCCGACGUUGGGCAAUAACUUUCCACGAGGCACGUACGUUCAGCACGCCUGAAGGAGGCGGCGUAAUGCGAACCAUUGACUUGUGCUUAUAUGCAUAGUUUUGCGUGGGUGUAGCCGCAGCGCGCACCGUUGCCAUGCCGACCCUUGAGGCCUUGACUGAGCGUUGAGAAACCAUUGCCCGGGGUGGGAAAGUGGAACCAAAGUGUCUGGCACUCUGGCUGUGUGCAGGUUCAGGAAUCAACUACCGUAUGUGGUUACAUCCAGGCCCGUGGCCCAUCUCUGAGUCUUCUCAAGUUUCCUUUCGCGGUCACAGGGGCAAUUGUAACCAUAUCGGCAC